AUGGGACAGACACCACUAAUGAAUGCAGCUUGGAGUGGAAAGAAAAAUGUGUUUGACUUCCUUGUGUCAAAGGGAGCUGACAUCACACUGACUGAUGACGGCAAUGACAACAUUCUUCACCUUGCCUGCAAAGGUGGAAAUAAAGCCUUAGUAGAACAUCUACUGCCAAUGUGUGACAUCAACUGUCGGGGGCACAAGGGUUGGACACCAGUAAUGAAAGGAGCCUCCAGUGGGAAUAAGGAUACAUUUGAUCUCCUCCUGUUAAAUGGAGCUAACCCAUCACUCUCUGGUGAUGACAAUGAUACUUUACUCCAUGCAGCCAGUAGAGGUGGAAACAUUGACAUUGUUAGACAUGUUACUGGUGACUUUGACAUCAACACACGAGGAGAGAAUGAUGCUAGCUGUGUGUGGAGGUCACACUGA
Messenger RNA from Haliotis rufescens (red abalone), 423 nucleotides. RefSeq names its product palmitoyltransferase AKR1-like. The coding region runs from base 1 to 423 and encodes 140 amino acids. NCBI's taxonomy places the organism in Eukaryota, Metazoa, Mollusca, Gastropoda, Lepetellida, Haliotidae. The transcript has a single exon. Gene Ontology annotation, molecular function: protein binding. Gene Ontology annotation, cellular component: cytoplasm; nucleus. The record is from RefSeq and is a predicted model, not a curated record.